Messenger RNA from Cuscuta campestris, 1123 nucleotides. The record is from the annotation of a GenBank genome assembly. NCBI's taxonomy places the organism in Eukaryota, Viridiplantae, Streptophyta, Magnoliopsida, Solanales, Convolvulaceae.
UCCGCCUUUCCCGAUCAAAGAAAUGUUCCAAUCAUAGAGUUUACUCAUUUGUAUCUGCCUGCUUCAACUUUAGCUUCAUCAGAUAGGCUCCCUCCCAUAUGGCCAUUAUAAGCAAUCCAAGAGUUUGCUUCUCCUACGCCGCAUACGCCAAGAACAUCAUCGCCGCCCUCAAAUCCCUCGACAUUCCGGUGGAGGAAGGGCUCUCCGACUUCGAAUUCUCCGCCCUCGAAUCCAAUCUCGAAUUCUCCUUCCCUCCCGACCUCCGCUCCAUCCUCCGCGAAGGCCUCCCCGUCGCCCCCGGCUUCCCCAACUGGCGAUCCGCGUCCCCCCAGCAGCUCGAGGUCCAGAUCAAUCUCCCGAUUUUGGGGCUGCGCAAGGAAGUUUCCAGAGGCCGGUUUUGGCUCCGCCGCUGGGGUUCACGCCCCGAGGAUGAACGACAGGCGGUGAUUUCGGCCAAGGAGUUUCUGAGAUCCGUUCCGGUUCUCGUCCCCAUUUUCCGCCAAUUUUACAUCCCUGCCUCGCCGCAAUCCGCCGGGAAUCCGGUGUUCUACGUGCACGGGGCGGAGGUGGAGGUGUGGAGCUUCGAUCUCGCCGGAUUUUUCCAGCGAAUCGAGUUCCGGAGACGAGACGAGCGGAUGACGACGGGAGACUUGAACGACAAGGCGCCUGCGUGGGCGGCGACGAGAGCGCGGAGGAUUGAGUUCUGGACGGAGUUGGCGGCGGAAGUGGAGAAAUCGAAGGCGGAAUCCGGUGCCGGAAAAGUGGGGUUGGAAGAGCGCAUGGGGGAGGCGGCGCGGAGGCUGGCGGAGGGAGGGUGGGGUGAGGAGGACGUGAGGGAGAUGAUGGCGAUGGACGGCUGCGAUCGCGAGAGGAUAACAGACGGCGAGAUUAUUUCGGAUUGGGAAGGUGUGACGUGUCACCUGCGGUUGUUAUCGAGGAGGUUGUUGCGUGGGGGAUGGUGCACGAAAGAUGUCGUGGACUCGCUCGGAUUCUCCGAUGAUGAUGAUGAUUGUUAUCAAUCGUCCUUCUUAUUAGAAAGAACUGUCAAAGAGUAGGGUAGGAGUAGCAAAAAUUUUAAAAUGUACUCCAAUGGUCACAAAAGGAAUUAAGAUAUUUGAUUUUA